Cervus elaphus (red deer) is the source of this 2347-nucleotide messenger RNA. It is a transcript of the gene ZNF37A, whose product is annotated as zinc finger protein 37A. Lineage: Eukaryota; Metazoa; Chordata; Mammalia; Artiodactyla; Cervidae. The record is from RefSeq and is a predicted model, not a curated record. Gene Ontology annotation, molecular function: DNA-binding transcription repressor activity, RNA polymerase II-specific; RNA polymerase II cis-regulatory region sequence-specific DNA binding. Bases 702 to 2255 code for a protein of 517 amino acids. Gene Ontology annotation, biological process: negative regulation of transcription by RNA polymerase II. The transcript has 6 exons.
AAGGGGACAUGCAUUUGAGCAAACUAUAGGAGAUAGUGAAGGACAGCGAGGCCUGAAGUGCUGCAGUUCAUGAAGUCGCAAAGAGUCAGACACGACUUAACCGACUGAACAAUAACAAGCUUUCAAGAAAUGUACUGUGCCUUUUCUGGGACAGAACGCGGCGGCAGCUAUGGCCUUCUGCGCAUGUGCGCUCCAUCCUCCCCCUCCUCUCCCUGCUAGCCUGCAGGUUCCGGUCUGCAGCUGCAGUCUCGCGAGGAGAUGAUUCCGGAGCUUCUGGCGUCUGGACCCGACCAUUGAGCAGGACGCUUCGGUGGAGCCCUGCAGAGUUGAGACUGGCGACCGGGGGUCAGGUGAAGGAGGAAACGGCUUUGUCUUCAGACUCGGUGUGACUCUGACUCCUAGUGAGGACCAGCACGUCCCAGCGCUUGUUACCAGGUGUACUGUCUCAGCUCUCUACAUUCCUCCAGCAGCAACAGAAAAUGAUCACAUCGCAGAUUGAGCCAAAGUGUGGUUUUCUAGGGAUCAUUGUCAUUCAGGGAUGUGACUGUGGGCUUCACUCAGGAGGAGUGGCAACACCUGGACCCAGCUCAGAGGAUGCUGUACAGGGACGUGAUGCUGGAGAACUACAGCCACCUCAUCUCAGUGGGGUACUGUAUCCCUAAGCCAGAAGUGAUCCUCAAAUUGGAGCAAGGAGAGGAGCCAUGGAUAUUAGCGGAAGAGUACUCAAGGCAGAGUGUCCCAGUAAAACAUCUUUGAACCACCAAAUCCCUCUGCCUAACACACCAGGACACCAGAGAGUCCAUACAUCUAAAGAAUUAAUUAACAGCAGUAGAAACUAUGCAAGAAAGAAGUUUGAGUUUAACAAAAGUAGAAAAUGGUUCCAUGAUGACAAGCAUGAAAGAAUUCAUUAUGGAGAGAAGUCUUAUGAAUAUAAUAAAAAUGAGAAUGGCCUCUGUCUUAAUGAAGAGUCUGUUCAGCAUCAAAAAAUUCAAAUUUUGGAGCAACCUUUUGAAUACAAUGAAUGUAGGAAAGCUUUCCAUGCGAAUUCACUCUUUGUUAAAUGUAAGAAACCUUACACAGGACAGAACACCUGUGAAUACAAUGAAAACAGAAAAACCUGUGAUUUGUCACCUUUCAUUGCUCAAAGAACACAUCCAAAAGAGAAUCACUACGAAUUUAAUGAAUGUGGAGAAACUUUCUUUGAAGACUCCAUUCUCUUUGAACAUAGUGUUCACCCUUUGAGCCAAAAGUCAGACCUGACUCCAAUUCAAAGGACCCACUCAGUUGACAGUGUAAUUGAAUAUAAUGAAUGUGGAACCUUUUUCAAUGAAAACUUAGUCUUUGGUGCACAACAGAGCAUGCACACCAGAGAAAAACCCUAUGAAUGUCAUGAAUGUGGAAAAACAUUCAACCAGAAGUCAGCCCACAUAAGACAUCAGAGAACCCACACAGGGGAGAAAUCCUAUGAAUGUCAUGAAUGUGGGAAAAGUUUCUACAAGAAUUCAGACCUCAUUAAACAUCAGAGAAUUCAUACAGGGGAGAAACCUUAUGAAUGUCACGAAUGUGGGAAAUCCUUCAGUGAAAAGUCAACCCUCACCCAACACCAUAGAACACACACAGGGGAGAAACCAUAUGAAUGUCAUGAAUGUGGGAAGGCCUUCUCAUUUAAGUCAGUUCUUACUGUACAUCAGAAGACACACACAGGGGAGAAGCCCUAUGAAUGUUAUGAAUGUGGGAAGGCCUUCCUAAGAAAAUCAGACCUCGUUAAACAUCAAAGAACUCACACAGGAGAAAAACCUUAUGAAUGUAGUGAAUGUGGGAAAUCUUUCUCUGAGAAGUCAACUCUCACUAAACAUUUGAGAACUCAUACAGGUGAGAAGCCCUAUGAAUGUAUUGAAUGUGGAAAAUUUUUCUGCUAUUACUCAGGUUUCACAGAACAUCAGAGGAGACACACAGGAGAGAAACCUUUUGGAUGUAAUGAAUGUGGGAAAAAUUUCCGUCAGAAGUCAGCUCUAAUUGUUCAUCAGAGAACUCAUGUAAGACAGAAACCCUAUGAAUGUAAUGAAUGUGGAAAAUCAUUCUGUGUGAAGUCAAAACUCAUUGCACAUCACAGAACACACACAGGGGAGAAACCCUAUGAAUGUAGUGUUUGCAGAAAAUCAUUUUAUGUGAAGUCAAAACUUACUGUACAUCAGAGAAUACAUUUGGGAAGAAACCCUAUAGGUAUAAUAAAUGAGGGAAAUCACUCUGGGUGAAGUCAACAGUUUAUAGAACAGAGAACACCAAAUGGGGAGAAAACUCUGUUAAGAUUUCGAGAACACCUUUGGUCUAAAGUCAGUUCUUAAAA